Messenger RNA from Sclerotinia sclerotiorum 1980 UF-70, 1566 nucleotides. RefSeq lists its product as hypothetical. Gene Ontology annotation, molecular function: deSUMOylase activity. Bases 1 to 1566 code for a protein of 521 amino acids. The transcript has 4 exons. The record is from RefSeq and is a predicted model, not a curated record. Gene Ontology annotation, cellular component: nucleus. Gene Ontology annotation, biological process: protein desumoylation. NCBI's taxonomy places the organism in Eukaryota, Fungi, Ascomycota, Leotiomycetes, Helotiales, Sclerotiniaceae.
AUGACCACCAGUCUUAAGCGCAAAGCUAGUCAAGAAUUAACUCACAACUCGAUAGAGGUUAUUGAGUCGAUUCAAGGGGAAGAAAUGUUCGAGACUAUAAUGGGCUGGUUUUGGGGUGCCCUAGAAUGGCUUCGUAGAAGGGUCGAUCCGUCAUACACAGAUAUGACCUAUAGUAAUAUUGAUGACGAACAUAUCCAGAGGGCAGAAGCGAGAGAAGAUGGGUCCACGGCAGUCAAGCGGCAGAGAAAUGAAUCAAAGAAUGGCGCGCACACGAGAAACUCAUCACAUCAACGAAAAAUGAUACCAACAAAUACGGAUCAAACGGAUAGCUUGUCGGAAGAAGAACUGAGAGCAAAGGCCGAUGCACAAUGGAUCCCGCCAGCGUUUGGUGCACCUACAAAACCAGUGGAACGGGAAGUCAUAGUCAUUUCAGAUGAUGAAGAUGAAGUCGAAGAGGGCAGGCCAAGAUCAAUAGCGGAUGCGCUGCAAUCGCAGCGUUCACCCAGGUCUCCACCCAUACGUCUACAACCGAUGAGACUACAGAGACGCACAUCUGCAGUUCAGGAUGGGGGUUCUUUACAUGAGCGUUUGGCAGAUUUAUUGACCCUAGAUGAUGAUAAAGAGGAUGAGACCGGACGCUCGCCAUUUGCUAUUUCGACGCGAGCUCAAGAGAAGAUGAAGAGGGACGCCGAAGCGCGCAAACUCAAGGAAAAACAAGAAAGAAUUCGAAUUGCAAAGGAACGUAGAUUGACACGGCGAGAUCCAUCGAAUCGUUUAGUAAAUGCGUUGGAAGACAAGUGGGAGAAUAUUAUACGUGAAGCUUUAGAUCGUGCGAGAAAGAACGGGAAUUUGCCAAUAACGGAAUCUCAGGGCGGCACUCCACUACACUAUAAGGAUUUUGGGACUCUACUCGGCAAAAACUCGUGGCUCAAUGAUGAGAUUAUCAACACUUAUAUUGAAUGGGUGGUGGAGGCUGCGAACGAGUUCGCUAAAGUAGAGGCAAAAGCUUUUGGUGAACCUGUUGGAAAGGUGCCAAAGUUCAUAGCACAUAACAGUUUCUUUUACGAAAACUUGGACAAGAAAGGGCCGAGCAGCACACAGCGCUUGAUGAAUAGGAAGAAAGCGCCUGGGGCUUCCUUGCUUCAAGUUGACACUGUGUUUGUUCCUAUCUGCAGAGGUAGUCAUUGGACUGUAGGGGUGGUGAGGCCGAUAGCUAGAACUAUCGAGUAUUUCGACAGUUUGCAAGGAUCUUCACACACAUUCACGAGGUUGAUGCGUGGAUGGUUGAAAUUUCAACUUGGUGCGGAAUACAAAGAAGAUGAAUGGAAGACACCAAAUACCGGAUGUACUCGACAGAUGAAUGGCUUUGAUUGUGGAGUAUUCGUCUGUACAAAUGCUCUCUGUGUCGCUCUGGGUGUCAAUACCGAUUGCUAUAAUGGGACGGAUAUGGCAAUUAUGAGAAGGAAUAUCGCUGCACUCUUAAUAAAUAAGGGUUUUCAAGGGGAUUUUGCUUGGGGCCUAGGGAUCCUAGUAGGAUGCAAUAGGUUAGGAUUAGAAAAUAAAUAA